Anolis sagrei ordinatus is the source of this 1664-nucleotide messenger RNA. It is a transcript of the gene PRPF38A, whose product is annotated as pre-mRNA processing factor 38A. The record is from RefSeq and is a predicted model, not a curated record. Gene Ontology annotation, cellular component: precatalytic spliceosome. NCBI's taxonomy places the organism in Eukaryota, Metazoa, Chordata, Lepidosauria, Squamata, Anolidae.
CGGAAGGAAGUGUCUCUGUACCGGAAGUGGGGGGCGAAAAUUCAAAGGGGAAGGCUGUCGCUUGGUUCCUUGUGUGGGCAGAGGCGAGGGGCCCUCUUCCUUCUCUGGCUCCGAGGCCAUGGCGAACAGAACCGUGAAGGACGCGCACAGCAUCCACGGCACGAACCCGCAGUACCUAGUGGAGAAGAUCAUCCGCACCCGCAUUUAUGAGUCCAAGUACUGGAAGGAAGAGUGCUUCGGCCUCACGGCUGAACUGGUUGUGGACAAAGCUAUGGAGCUGCGAUAUACUGGUGGAGUCUAUGGUGGAAACAUCAAGCCGACACCAUUCUUGUGUUUGACUUUGAAAAUGCUGCAGAUACAGCCUGAAAAGGAUAUCAUUGUUGAAUUUAUAAAAAAUGAAGACUUCAAGUAUGUGAGAUUGCUGGGAGCACUGUAUAUGAGACUAACUGGCACUGCUAUAGACUGCUACAAAUACCUUGAACCCCUGUACAAUGAUUAUCGAAAAAUAAAAAGCCAGAAUAGAAAUGGAGAGUUUGAGCUAAUGCACGUGGAUGAAUUUAUUGAUCAACUGCUUCAUGAUGAGCGUAUGUGUGAUAUCAUUUUACCUAGACUACAGAAACGAUAUGUUCUAGAAGAAGCUGAACAACUGGAAACACGGAUUAGUGCUUUGGAAGAGGAUAUGGAUGAUGUGGAGUCUAGUGAAGAUGAGGAAGAGGAGGAUGAAAAGCUGGAGAGAGCUCCCUCACCUGAUCACAGGAGAAGAGGUUACAGAGACCUAGACAAGCCCCGCAGAUCUCCAACUAUGCGUUAUAGGAGAAGCCGAAGUAGAUCUCCUAGAAGGCGAAGCCGUUCUCCGAAAAGGAGAAGUCCGUCACCACGCCGGGAAAGGCAUCGCAGCAAGAGUCCAAGACGGCAUCGAAGCAGAUCCAGAGAAAGACGCCACAGAUCAAGAUCUAAAUCACCAGCAGGGCAUCACCGUAGUCACAGGCAUCGCAGCCAUUCCAAGUCCCCAGAAAGAUCUAAGAAGAGUCAUAAAAAGAGUCGUCGAGGAAAUGAAUAACAUUAAGUACUUCAUGAAUCUCAGCCACUUUUUUGUAGAUGAAAGACAGGACCAGUAGAAGCUGCUUUGGUAGAAAGUUGUUUUAGUAUUGCUAGGGUUUAUGUGUGUUUUUAAAAAAAUACAUGGUGUUAUUCAGUAUUUUGUUAAAAUUAAGGGGAAUUUUUAAACUAGCAUUUCCAAGCUCUGGUAAUAUCUAGAGCUUGGAAAUACUAUAAAACCCAGAAUGCCUCAGCUAGGAAGACUGCUGGUCAUAAUGAUUUAGGCAUUCUAUAAAUUACAGACCAAAAUGGUAUAAUUUCUAGGUUUUAAUCAUACCUACUCCUCCCCAAGGGAAACUGUAGUGCUAAAAGAAUAUGAAGUUUAAAAUUAUUUUGAAAGCAAGUGCAUAGCAAGAUAAGAUAGUUUCAAUUUAUUGCCAGAACUAUUAUUGAAGCCUUGUCUAUUUGGACUUUGUAAAAAACCAAUCUGAUUUGUUAUGUAAUUCCUGAUUUUAACAGCGCCAACAAGCUGUCAAGAGGUUAAUUCUGAAGCAAGUUAUUUUUAUGUGUGCCACAAAGAGAAUACUAUUAUUGUGAUUUCUUUAUUAAAAAUGUUUGAUAAACAA